This is a messenger RNA of Lathyrus oleraceus (garden pea), 1130 nucleotides long. RefSeq names its product metal-nicotianamine transporter YSL3. Gene Ontology annotation, molecular function: iron-nicotianamine transmembrane transporter activity; oligopeptide transmembrane transporter activity. NCBI's taxonomy places the organism in Eukaryota, Viridiplantae, Streptophyta, Magnoliopsida, Fabales, Fabaceae. The record is from RefSeq and is a predicted model, not a curated record. The annotation marks the transcript as partial. The transcript is spliced from 6 exons. Gene Ontology annotation, cellular component: plasma membrane. Gene Ontology annotation, biological process: seed development; response to iron ion.
UGGGCAAUAAUUUCUGUGAUUAGAGGACUGAUUACUAGCAUCUUUAUUGGCUUAAUUUAUAGUGUCAUUGUGUUGAAACUGAACCUCACAACUGGUUUAGUCCCUAAUCUCAAUGUUUCAGUUGCACUUCUUGGUUUUGUGUUCAUUAAACUUUGGACUAAGAUUCUUGAGAAAGCAAAUAUUGUUUCAAAACCUUUCACUAGACAGGAGAAUACCAUUAUUCAGACUUGUGCUGUUGCAUGCUACAGUGCUUCUUAUGGAGGUGGUUUUGGGUCUUACCUUUUGGGUUUGAAUCGGAAGACAUAUGAGCGAGUCGGAGGGGCUAGUACACCAGGGAAUACUCCUGACACCAAGGAGCCUGGAAUUGGCUGGAUGACUGGCUUUCUCUUUGUUACUUACUUUGUUGGGCUAACAGCAUUAAUUCCUUUUCGAAAGAUGAUGAUAAUAGAUGCUAAAUUACCUUAUCCAACUGGAACUGCAACGGGUGUUCUUAUUAAUGGAUUCCAUACUCCUAAAGGAAAUGUCAUGGCCAAGAAGCAGGUUAAGGGUUUCAUGCGGUUCUUCUCAUUCAGUUUGCUUUGGUCAUUCUUCCAAUGGUUCUAUGCUGGUGGAGACCGAUGCGGAUUCGCUCAGUUUCCUACUUUUGGGUUGAAAGCAUGGAAAAACACAUUUUACUUUGAUUUCAGCAUGACUUAUGUUGGAACAGGAAUGAUUUGUUCACAUCUUAUCAAUUUAUCAUUGCUUUUUGGAGCUGUAGUUUCAUGGGGCAUUAUGUGGCCACUGAUCAGAGUUCUAAAAGGAAAUUGGUUCCCUGAAAGUUUACCAGAAAGUAGCAUGAAGAGUCUUAAUGGUUAUAAGGUUUUUAUUUCCAUUGCAUUAAUCCUUGGUGACGGACUCUACAAUUUUAUCAAAGUUAUAUAUUUUAGUGCCUUAAAUUUUCAAGCCUGCAUGAAAAGGAGGAGUCGCAGAACAGGUAAAUAAAUGGCCUUUUAUCACUUUUUGUUGUUUGUGGGUUUACGUAAUUUUCAAGUUUUGGCAGUGUUGUCACGUAUAGGCCAUGGCGGAUUGUGGUGACAGACUUUUUCACAACUGUUGUGGCCAGUUCGUGAAGGAUGGUGGCAUUAUGGUGU